CACGAUUUCGAAUCAGAAUCGAAAGAGAGAGAGACGGCGGUGGUCACCGGGUAUAUGAGAGAGCGCUAGGGGAACACGUCAGCUCAACCUGCACUGCACGAACCUUGCUUUUGACAUCGGCGGAGUGUGCGUGCCAGUGGAAAGGUAAGAUGGCGGCGGACGGAGAUCUGAUCCCCGAUCAAGAAAAAGUACGAAUAGUUUCGGAUUUUAUACUCCACUCGCCACCGGGCGAGUUCAACGAGGUUUUCAACGAUGUCAGGGUCUUGUUGAACAACGACAACCUGUUGAAGGAAGGCGCGUCCGGGGCAUUCGCUCAAUACAACAAGGAUCAGCUCACGCCUGUUAAGAUAGAGGGAAGCGAUUAUCCAGCACUUAUAACAGAACAUAACGACUUGGGAGGCCAAAGGUUUUAUGAUUCGCGUAGUAAGCAAAGUUUCAAGUAUGAUCACCUUAGAAAAGAAGCGCAGGAUUAUGAACCCUAUGAGCCAGAUCCUGUAGCUGAACCUUGGAGAUCGGUUUUACAAGAUGAGAUAACGACUUAUACCCAAAAUCAUUAUAGACAUGGUGCAUGUGCGGUUUUUGGAAGAAGCCAAGGAGGUAAUAUAACGCUGACUGCAUGUAUAGAAGAUCAUCAAUUUCAACCUAAAAAUUUUUGGAACGGUCGUUGGCGUUCUGUAUGGACUGUAAGUUUCAGUCCAAGUUCUGGAAGUGCAGAAUUAAGAGGUAGCCUUAAAGUACAAGUUCAUUAUUAUGAAGAUGGAAAUGUACAAUUGGUCAGUAGCAAAGAAGUAAGAGAAAGCUUAUCGAUCUCGAACGAGAAACAAACUGCCAAGGAGUUGAUCCGACUAGUUGAGGAUUCAGAGAAUGACUAUCAAACUGCGAUUUCGGAAAAUUAUCAAACAAUGUCUGACACAACCUUCAAGGCCUUGCGAAGGCAAUUACCUGUUAUGCGAACAAAAAUUGACUGGAACAAAAUUGUAUCGUACAGUAUUGGCAAAGAGCUUAAAAGUCAAUAGAAAUAGAUUUUUUUAUAUAAUAUUAAGAGAAAUAAUUGAAAAGCGCAUUUUGCUGCAUGGGUGAAGUCUGGACGUGUGAUGUGCGCGGGGGCAAAUACAAUAGUAUGAAACAACAAUAUUCUGUUAGAUAUAUAUUUGACUGAAACUCAUGCAUGCUACUCAAGGUUCCUCUAGAUCUCUGUUACUUGCGGUUGCUAUAAGAGGCAAUGAAAUUCUGUUUUUAUGACAUUACCAUGUAUUUUAAGUUUUAGGAAAAUUUUACAUAUAGAAUGUAAAAAUUCUUGAUUAAACUUUUAUUUUCUUUAUCAUAUAUAUGCAGAUAAUUGGGACGAAAUAUAUUUCCACUAUCGCACGUUUUCAUUCUGAUUGGAUAAAUAAAAGAUGAUAGAAGAAAAUAUACGUAAAUCUAUUGAAUGACCAUAUUAGUCUGUGAUGAGAGUUUAUUAUGCGUAAUAUUAGACUUCGAAAAACAAUUUAUAAUCGAUAUUCGUAUUAAUGAGGUAAAGGGGACCCUUGAUUUUGUGUUGCUUGAUUUUGUGAAUAUUAUUAUUAAAAAGAUAAAAAUAUAGGGACUGUGCAAAUUACAAUAUUGCAUGGUAUAAAGAAAAAGA
Molecule: messenger RNA, 1627 nt
Organism: Vespa mandarinia (Asian giant hornet)
Lineage: Eukaryota; Metazoa; Arthropoda; Insecta; Hymenoptera; Vespidae
Gene: cpa
Product: F-actin-capping protein subunit alpha
Biological process (GO): barbed-end actin filament capping; actin cytoskeleton organization
Cellular component (GO): F-actin capping protein complex; cortical cytoskeleton
Molecular function (GO): actin filament binding
Source: RefSeq, a predicted model, not a curated record